CACACUCUCUCUGUGUUUCUCUGUGGCUUUUUGCCCGGCUUCGGCCCACAAUGUGCUUAGUACGUUUUAAUUUGUUGAUGUGCGUGGUUCUUUGAAUGACUCAAGUGAGCACCCACCGCUGCCUUUGCAAGCGACGUAAUGAUAGAUUUUCGCUAUUAUUACCCUACGUGAGAUAUAAAAAUCGUCUCAGUCAGUUUAGCCAUCCACGUCGUAGCUGCAGUGUGCUUCCAACCUUCAGUAAACACGUGCUGCUCUAUCCAACGACACCACAUACAGUUCCGCCAUCGGCAGUCAUUUUGACUUUUGACUUACAUACAUAUUUUGUAUCUACUUAAUUGCGCUGUUUCUUCGUGGCAUUCGAAUUAUUGGAAAAUUUUUCAAACAAAGUGCUAAAGAUUGCAACAAACAAAAAAAAAAAACAAUACAAAAAUAAUAAUCAUAACCAAAUCUAUAUGCGCAUGACGUUUGAACAAAUUUUCGUAGUGUGUUGUCGGCGAAGAGCGAUUAUUAGCUAAUUCACUCAAAACAACAUAUGUUUAUAUGUGAUUACGUGUGUGCAACGUCACUGUCGGCAUAUUUAUAUUGCUGCAAUUAAUAGCUUUCGAAAAACUCGAUGAAUAUUGAAACAGCAGCAGAAGAAAGUUUUGAAGUGAUUAUAUAAAACUGGUUUGAUUGAGAAUUAUUUAUAAACUUGUGCUGACACCAACGUAACACGUUGAAUAAUUUCUGUACAUAUAUACAUACAUAUGUACAUUUGUAUGAGUUUAAUCGCUUUUGGCUAGCGUUUUAGUGCAAAUAAGUGAUCACAAAUCCACGGUGCUUCCGAUUUAAUACCUCCCUCAACUUUGUAAAUAAACAAAACAAAGUUGCGUGGUUCAACGUUAUCACAACAAAAUGCCAGACAAGACACUCAAAUAUGCGGAAUAUUCGCAAUUUCAUUUUUCAAUUGCCGAUUACUGUGUUUUUGUGGGGAUGUUGUUGCUAUCCACAGGAACGGGUAUCUAUUUCGGUUAUAUAAGAAAGAAUAUAAAACCAGUUAAACCAAUUAUUAAUUUAGAGAUGAACAAACACAAAGAACCGGAUUUUGGUUCCAAAGCAAUGAGUGAAUACUUGUUGGGCUCUAGGCGGCUGAAAGUAUUUCCAGUAGCAAUGAGCCUAGUUGCCAGCUAUAUUUCAGGAGUAACUAUGCUUGGCGUACCGUCGGAAAUCUAUAGCUACGGUACUCAAUAUUGGUUAAUUAUUGUACCGGUUAUUUUGAUGGCAUUCGUUGUAUCAAGAGUUUAUUUGCCUGUGUUUACGGCUUUAAAUGUUGGAUCUUCCUAUGAGUAUUUGGAAAUGCGUUUCAGUUCCAGUGUGCGGAGUAUUGCAUCAUUUAUGUUUGUGAUGGAUGAGAUCUUUUUCUUGCCAAUAAUUUUGUAUGUGCCAGCAAUAGCGUUUAAUCAAGUUACUGGCGUCAAUAUAUACGUCAUUCAAUGUUCUUAUUGCUUUAUGGUAUUUCAAGAUAUUUUAUUUUGCUUUUUUUAGGGCGGCAUAAAAGCCGUAGUCCAUACAGAUGCCUGGCAAACGUUGGUAAUGUUUAUUGCUUUGGUGGUUGUAGUUAUACUGGGCACGAUAGCUGCAGGAGGACCUGGACCAGUAUUUAAGCAUGCCUCCGAAGGUGGGCGCCUAGUUUUCUUUAAUAUUAACCCUUCAUUAUAUGAGCGGCAAUCAUUUUGGGCCGUAUUGAUUGGCGGUUUCACCUACUGGACUGCCUUUAAUAGCGUCAAUCAAACCAUGGUUCAGCGUUACAUGUCUUUGCCGACAUUGAAGAGAGGUCAACACUCGAUUGUAAUCUUUACACUGGGCGUUGUGCUCUUCUUAUCAGUUUGCUGCUUUGCCGGUUUGUUGGUUUUCGAUUUCUAUAGAAAUUGUGAUCCGCUAAAUGCUGGACUCAUAUCGAACGACGAUCAGUUACUACCCAUCUAUGUUAUGCAAACUGUUGGUCAUCUACAAGGCGUACCGGGUCUCUUUAUCGCUGGUGUCUUUGGCGCAGCGCUAAGCUCACUCUCAGUCGUGCUCAACGCAACGGCCUUGGUAUUCCUACAGGAUAUUGUGCGUGGCAGUUUUAAGGUGAAACUUGGCGAACGUGCAACAAAUAUUUUGGUGAAAAGCGUUAUCGUUUUGCUGGGCACGGUAGCUAUGGCAUUGAUAUUCGUGCUGGAGAAGCUAAGUGGUAUUUUGAGCGUUGCCACUUCAGUCACCGCCAUUGCGGGUGGCACAACUUUUGGUAUGUUCACGCUCGGCAUGUUAGUGCCAUGGAGUAAUACGAAGGGUGCUUUGGCUGGUGCUGCAGCGGGUGCGCUUAUGUCUGGUUGGGUGUCAUUCGGAUCACAGGCCGCCAUAGGUGCUGGUCGUAUUGGUCCACAUAAAUUGAAUGUUUCCGUAAUGGAUUGUUUGGCAAAUUACACAAUACCAGAACCGGAUUAUGGCGAUGAAGCGGACGUAUUUCCUUUAUAUCGUUUAUCUUUCCAUUGGAUAACUGUGAUUGGUGUUGUGUCAACGUUACUAGUUGGUACUGUGGUGUCCUUCCUUACCGGACCAACAGUGUUGAAGAAACUGGAUGCAGAGUUAAUAUCACCCGUAAUUCACAGAUUUCUACCCAAGGAAUGCUUCCUACCACGCAAUGCAAAUCCGGAUUUCAUGCGGGAUAAUACCCCGCAAACUUUCACCCACCUCUUGGCUAACGGUGGUGAGAGUGCAAGUGAUCAAGGCAGAUAUUAAGUUACAGCAAUAUAAAUUAAGAUAUUUGGAAUCUUUUUGUAUAGAGCAAAUUACUAAUAAUAAAAGCUGUAUUAGUUUAUUUUAAGACAAGGGAGGCAGGAAACAAGCAGCUUGAUUGAGGAUAAAAAAAAGAGAAAACAAAAACCAAUUUCAUUUCAUAAUCCGUGUGUGCUGUAAAGUUAAUAAUUGUUGCAUUUUGUGGUUCCUGUAUUUUUUUAGCCGAUAAUGUGUAUAUAUGUAAAUGUGUAGCUUAGGUAAACAGUUUAUAAUUAGAAAUUAAAUGUGUAGCAAAAAUUCCAAUCAUGAACUUCAUUAUGCAUAUGUGUUUAAGUCCACAUUUACAGGUGUAAUUUGUUAAAUUUUUAGGCAAACAAGCAAAAAAAUUGAAAGGUAAACAAAAGACAAGUAAGAACAUUUCCAAGUACGAAAUUGGUCGUUUUUGCUGCAAGUCUAAUAAAGUCUAUAUAAUAGCAACAUAAGGCAAGAGUUAUAUACGUAAAUGUAAAUAUUUAAGAACGAUAAGUUAUUCACGAAUGAUAAGGUCACAACAAUUUUUUAUAUUUUUUACAUACAUAUACAUUAUUUCUUAAAUUUGUGCACAAAAUACUUAAAAAUCAAUUAGUUAAAGAAAUGCAUAUAGUUUAUUUAUAAAGGUAUAUUUACACUGGAAAAUGUUCAAUACAUACAUAUACAUAUUAAAGCCAAAUUUAUUUGAAAAUCAAAGUAUGAAAUAAAUAACAUCAACUUCAUAAUUUUAUAAAUGUUGUUAUUAUAUACAAAAAUCUAGUUGUAUAAUCGGUUUUUGGACUUUAAUGUUUGCUGGGAUAUUAAUUUUUUUUUUCCAUAAUUUGUGCUACUAGGUGUAUCCCCAAUAAUAUAAUUUAGAAUGCAUUUAAUAGACUUACAAAUAAAAUAACAGCAAAAUAUGCAGUAAUUGGACAAUAAAUUAACAUCAAAAUACAGAUGUAUGUACAUUAAUACACAAAUGUAUAGAAAAAACAUCAACAAAAAAAUAAAUGUCUUGUAAAGUUAGUAGCCUUUUCGUAAUCCUAUUUAACCCUCAAUGUACGUAAUUUGUUUGAGUCGGAUUAUAGAUCAUUUAAUACUUAUGUUUGUCUAUAUAUUAUAGUCUCAAAUGAAAAAUUAUCAUAAUCAGUAACAAGAUAUUUAUGCAUAUAUGCUAUUGCGGGCCAAUUAUGAACGUCUGUGAUAACGCUUGGUAUCUGCUUUACAACUUAAUAAAUAAAAUGUCAAAAAAAAAA
Molecule: messenger RNA, 4022 nt
Organism: Bactrocera oleae (olive fruit fly)
Lineage: Eukaryota; Metazoa; Arthropoda; Insecta; Diptera; Tephritidae
Source: RefSeq, a predicted model, not a curated record